UUUGUGUUAAGGUUAAUAACUGCAUUUACUUCUUAAAUACUGUGAAAAUAUAUUAACCUUGUUUGUUCUGUUCUUGAUCGGAUAAGGACACAGUUUGUGUUUGAUAUUAUAAAAAGCAGGACAUAUGACGAACUUUUAUAAAUAUUUGAAUUUGCAAAGAAAUCAAACUGACGUUUUUUUCUCCUUCAAGUGAUCAUAAUGUUAUCUAAACUGAUCCGAUCAACAAAAUUUAAAAUAAUUGUAAUAGUGUGCUUACCUAUUCUAAUUUUAUCAAUUUUGUACUUACAAACGAGAAAAGAUAGUAUUAAUUUUGCAUUAACAUCAUUUGUUAACACCUCAGUUACCGUAUCAGACAGUACAUUGAUGAAUAAUUCUGUAGUUAAUGGAGUAUGCAAAGGAAAACUUCUCAGAGAAACUUUUACCACAGAUGUUUCCUGGCAGCCGAUUGACAAACAAAAGACAAUGUAUGUGGUAUCUGCAUACUAUGUUCAAACGGCAAGGAAGGUAUUUAUAAUUGGCGCCAAACCUAUGUUUAAUGUUGCCGUCAUUUGUCAGCUCUGGUCAAAGGAAGAAAACGAAGGUGAUACGAAAAUGUGGGAAACCGAAGCUAAAGUUGGAACACCGAAUGACCCUGCCGGACCUUUACCGUACACGGCAACAACAUUUGAAUGUCAACUAAAUGUUACUGAGUUUCCUACCCACGUUUCACUUGUGACACAAUCUUGUCAAAAUGCUUAUAAUAUCCUACCUGUGAACAAUGCUUCGGAAAUUCCUACCUAUGAAAGACGUUUUACAGUUUGUUUGGCGCCAGUUUACAGUUACAGGCAUGCACAAGAAUUUGUUGAAUGGAUCGAAUUAAACCGGAUACUCGGUGUUGAAAAAUUUGUGAUAUAUAAUUACUCAAUUGCUGCAGAUAUUGAUCAGAUUAUUCGUUACUAUUCAAAACGAGGCAUAGCAGAUGUUAUACAAUGGCGACUACCGUUUCCGGUCACACAUCACAUACAUUAUUUUGGUCAAACCGCCGCACUUAAUGACUGUUUGUUUAGAAACAAACAGACUUCCGAAUUUAUAACGAACAUUGACUUAGACGAAUAUAUUAUUCCACAAUCGAGCACUAUUUCAAACUGGACUCAAAUGAUCUCACAACUAGACCAGUUGGCGGAUGGGUAUAUUUUUAGAAAUACUUUCUUUAGGAAAGAAUGGACAAAUGAAAAUAUAGAAUUUAAAGAGAAAGUAAAAGCCAAAAAGUUCGGACUGAUUACUUUGAAACACUUCGAACAUGAGAAAAAGAUAUAUAAUGCUUUUGACCGCUCAAAGUAUUUUGCUCGACCAUCUCGUGUUCAUUAUACUCUUAUACAUGAGAUUCCAAAAGCACGGGUUAUUAAAGUACCUACGGAAAUAGGUUUGCUGUAUCAUUAUAGGAACUGGGAAAAUUAUGCGGAUAAGCAGGAAAGGAUAAAGGAUACAGUAAUUCUAGAAAAAUUUGGACAGAAUCUAAUUAAAAAUGUGGAAACAGUAUGGCAAGACCUGGAAAAAAUGCAUCUUUCAUUGGGUUUAUAGAUCAACAAUAACUAAAACCGCUUGUACCAAACAUUUGACAUAUUUAGAAUUACUUAUGUUCCAUUUAUGUAGAUUAUCUUUAAUUUUUCGUUUAUAAUAUUUAUACUUUAGAAGCCCUUGUUUUAUUGCUUUAUGAACGUUUUGUGUUUCGGAACAUUUUUCUCGAAAAUUUCAGUAAAGCGUACCAUGUACAUCCCGUACAUAAGAAAUUGUUUGCUAUUCUAAAUGUUUAAAGUAAUAUAAUAACCACACUUCUCAUGGAAGAAAGAAAAAUAAUGUCCCAUUUCAUUACAACCUUGAAUGUAAAUUCUUCUCUUAUCAUCUUCCCUAAGCCAUAUGUGCCUAAACAUUAUAUCUUGAAAUAACUUUUAAUAGAUCGCUUUUUCCCUUCUUAUUGACCUUAUUAUCAUGUAAAUUCAGUGGGCCAAAAUUAAAAUUUAAGUUCUAUGAUUAUGAAUUAAAUAUAAACAUAUAGAAUAGAUUAUAAAUGUUGUCAACAUCGAAUCAAUAUGUCAUGUAAAUUAAAGAACAUUCUAUAAUCAUAAUAUUUUGUAACAUGUUUGGAGUAAUAAAAAGGGUCAUCUAGCUCUUUUAUAUUCUAUAUUUAUUAC
This is a messenger RNA of Mercenaria mercenaria, 2171 nucleotides long. RefSeq lists its product as uncharacterized. Bases 199 to 1560 code for a protein of 453 amino acids. NCBI's taxonomy places the organism in Eukaryota, Metazoa, Mollusca, Bivalvia, Venerida, Veneridae. The record is from RefSeq and is a predicted model, not a curated record. The transcript has 2 exons.